GUCCCCCGAGGGCGCGCAUUUCCGGGCCGCCCACCACCCGGAUCGCGUCGGCAGCCUCGCCCGCCUGCUCCGUGGCCCAGCCGCCCCGGUCCCUGCCCGAGAUGCCGGUCGACUUCACCGGGUACUGGAAGAUGCUGGCCAACGAGAAUUUCGAGGAGUACCUGCGCGCCCUGGAUGUCAAUGUGGCCCUGCGCAAAAUCGCCAACUUGCUGAAGCCAGACAAAGAGAUCGUGCAGGACGGGGACCACAUGAUCAUCCGCACGCUGAGCACCUUCAGGAACUACAUCAUGGACUUCCACGUCGGGAAGGAGUUUGAAGAGGAUCUGACCGGCAUAGACGACCGCAAGUGCAUGACCACGGUGAGCUGGGAUGGGGACAAGCUCGAGUGUGUGCAGAAGGGCGAGAAGGAGGGCCGCGGCUGGACCCAGUGGAUCGAGGGAGACGAGCUGCACCUGGAGAUGAGGGUGCAGGGCGUGGUGUGCAAGCAAGUGUUCAAGAAGGUGCAGUGAAGCUCCGGCGGAAGACCCUGGUGUCAAGCAUCGAGUGGCUCGGAUGUGGGAGCCAGGAGCACACACGCCCUCCCCCGCCCCUCUGCACAGCUCGGGGCAGAUUGUCCAGCCUCCCCUCCAGCAUCCGUCAGCAGAGUCUGGCUCUUGUCUUUGUCUCGUUCCUUAAAAUGAAGCUGUCUCAAUAAAAGUGAUCCCGGUCCAA
Molecule: messenger RNA, 711 nt
Organism: Lepus europaeus (European hare)
Lineage: Eukaryota; Metazoa; Chordata; Mammalia; Lagomorpha; Leporidae
Gene: RBP1
Product: retinol binding protein 1
Exons: 4
Coding region: 102-509 (135 amino acids)
Biological process (GO): vitamin A metabolic process; retinoic acid biosynthetic process; fatty acid transport
Cellular component (GO): nucleus; cytosol
Molecular function (GO): fatty acid binding
Source: RefSeq, a predicted model, not a curated record